Messenger RNA from Arachis ipaensis, 995 nucleotides. The record is from RefSeq and is a predicted model, not a curated record. NCBI's taxonomy places the organism in Eukaryota, Viridiplantae, Streptophyta, Magnoliopsida, Fabales, Fabaceae.
GGAAUCUGAAGCAGAACGGGGAUGAGAUUGAGCUUGAUAUUGAGGCUGCUGACACUGAGAUUCUUUGGGAAAAUUAAGCGGCAGGCACUACUCGGCAACUUGAACAACAACAAUGCCGCAUCCAAUAAAUCCAAUGGGGAAUUGGCUACUAGUGAAAAGGUUGAGGCGGCUCCGGUUGAGGUGAAGAAACCAAAGAAAAUGGAUGCUGGGGAUGGGGAUGUUGACAUUGGGGAUGAGAUGCCGAUGAGUACUUCCCCCAUGUGGAGAUUGAGAAAGAUAAAGAAGUCGCCGGCGGUCAUGCUAUUAGUAGUUCUAGUAGCUCCAGCAAUUCAAGUAGUGAUUCCUCGUCGUCUAGUGAUUCAGAUUCAGCGAGUUCCUCAAAGAGUGAUUAUGAAGCAUGGCCAAUGUGCGGUGUUCCGCCGAAGAAAAUGAUUUGCUUCACAGCUUCUUUUGAGUGUGCAACUUUGAUUCAUGGAUGAGGUGUGUACUUUUGAUUCUCUUUGUAUUUUCUUUUCGCUGCAAUGCUUCAAUUUUCUGCAGAUGGAAUGAUGGCUAAAUUUGUGAUUGCGUUGUUAUUUCAAGUAGUGUUGUUGUGAACAUAGUUUGCUGUUUCAUAUUGGAUGAAUUUUUGGUGGCAGGACAACUGCUAGAAGAGGUUUGUGGUGUGCGUUAUUUUGUAAAAAGGAUUCCUAAUACUGAAGAGCUAAUAAAAACAAUGGUAGGCCAGAAAUUAAAGUGCAAUGUGGUGAAAAUCUUAGUUUAGUUCCGUUAGAUUGGUUAGAGAUUAGGAUAGGUCAGGGAGAAUCAAUGUUUUUGAGUUCACCUUGUACACAUUACUACUACAGUAAAUAGAAUUAUCCUCGUUGGAGAUAGCCUUUUAUCAAAAGGAAUAUGAAUCUAAUUUGUUGGGAUUGACAAUUAAUCAAAUUAGAGAUCUAAAUUUUGUAUGUACCACAGACUUUAAUGACUCAUUAUGUAAUCACCUAUUCUUUCAA